GCUUCCGUAGAUGCUUUGAAGUACCGCCUAUGACCACGUGAUUCACGAGACUGGGUUGGAGUCUGAGUUUGUUAUGAAUUGCAGCUGAAACUGUAAUUGGUGUUAGAUAUAAACAAUGUCUUCAUAUAAGGGAAAAAUAAUUACAGUUGUAGGAAGUGGGUUAAUCGGCCGCUCCUGGGCUAUGGUGUUUUUAAGUGGAGGAUACAGGGUUCAAAUCUAUGACAGUCAGCCAGGACAAGCAUCAAGGGCCAUCGCAGAAAUCAGGAAGCAAGUAGAGGAGCUUCAGGAUGCUCAAAUGCUCAGAGGAAAUCUCAGUGCUACAGACCAGAUGAGUCUGCUAAGCAGUCAUGAUGAUCUUUCACAGGCACUAGAGGGAGCGUUUUUUGUUCAGGAGUGUGUUUUUGAGGAUCUACAAGCCAAGCAGACUGUUUUUCAAUCUGUGGAAAGUCACGUGGGUGAGGACACAAUCCUCAGCAGCUCCACCUCGUGUCUGAUGCCUAGCAACGUUUUCUCUCUGGUCCAGAACCGAAAACGCUGUAUUAUAUCCCACCCGGUGAACCCUCCCUACUAUGUUCGUCUGGUGGAGCUGGUUCCUCACCCCGAGACACUGCCUACGGCUAUGGACAUGGCUUUUGAAUUGAUGACUGAGGUGGGGCAGGCACCUGUUCGGCUCAGGAAGGAGAUUGAUGGCUUUGCACUGAAUCGAGUCCAGUAUGCCAUUAUAGCAGAGUGCUGGAGACUGGUUAAAGAUAAUGUGAUCUCAGUAAAGGAUAUCGAUCUAGUGAUGUCAGAGGGACUGGGCAUGCGCUAUGCUUUCAUUGGUCCAGUUGAAACUAUGCAUCUAAAUGCACCAAAUGGCCUUGAAGACUACCUUGGACGCUAUCGGGAGGGCAUUAGAAGAGUUCUGUCAAGUUUUGGACCUAUUCCUGAGUUUGAUGGAGAAGCAGCAGCUAGAAUCAAUAAAGAGAUCUGUGAGCUUAUCCCCAGUGACCAGGAGCAUCUCUCUGCCAGAAGAGAGAGAAGGGAUCAGUUGCUCAUGGGGCUGGCAAAGCUUAAGAAAUGAAUAACGUCUACCACAUUACUCAUAGUUUCAACUUAAGAAACAAGAAAACUACUUUAACUGAGCUUUAACUUUUUAAAGAUUUUAAAUUAAUUUUAAAGAUUAACUGAGCCACAAAUACUGUUUUAACACCAGGAUGUCUGUGCUACCUGUACAUUUGAUUGUGAAUUGUGAAACAGAACCUGUGACUAUUACAAGA
This is a messenger RNA of Tachysurus fulvidraco (yellow catfish), 1259 nucleotides long. It is a transcript of the gene cryl1, whose product is annotated as crystallin, lambda 1. The transcript has 8 exons. Gene Ontology annotation, molecular function: NAD+ binding; L-gulonate 3-dehydrogenase activity. NCBI's taxonomy places the organism in Eukaryota, Metazoa, Chordata, Actinopteri, Siluriformes, Bagridae. Gene Ontology annotation, biological process: fatty acid metabolic process. The coding region runs from base 116 to 1063 and encodes 315 amino acids. The record is from RefSeq and is a predicted model, not a curated record.